Nothobranchius furzeri (turquoise killifish) is the source of this 2158-nucleotide messenger RNA. It is a transcript of the gene gab3, whose product is annotated as GRB2 associated binding protein 3. Gene Ontology annotation, biological process: signal transduction. Gene Ontology annotation, molecular function: signaling adaptor activity. Lineage: Eukaryota; Metazoa; Chordata; Actinopteri; Cyprinodontiformes; Nothobranchiidae. Gene Ontology annotation, cellular component: cytoplasm. The record is from RefSeq and is a predicted model, not a curated record.
UCCUUUUGGAGUGGCUGAGCCGAAUACCAGAACACAGGAUAUGCUCUCAGUCUCGCAGCAGCAGCAGCAGCAGCAGCAGCAGCAGGAGGAGAGGCAGCUGCCGUCAGAACCACACACUCUGCAGUCAAGAUGAGCUCUGGGGAUGUGGUGUGCACGGGCUGGCUCAUCAAAUCUCCUCCAGAGAAGAAACUGAAGAGAUUUGCAUGGCGAAAACGUUGGUUUGUCCUCCGACGGGGCCGCAUGUGUGGAAACCCUGAUGUGCUGGAAUACUACCAGAACAAAAACUCCAAAAAACCCAUCAGGACCAUCGACCUGAAGGAGUGCGAGGUGGAGAUGCUCAACGGGCAGCUUCGCAUCAAACGGGACUUUCACGGGAAGCACCUCUUUGUGGUGAAAACAUCUUCUCGCAUCUUCUACCUCGUGGCCAAAACGGAGGAGGAGAUGAACAGCUGGAUCAAAAGCAUCAGUCAGAUUUGUCAUUUUGGGAGCCUGGAGGAGGCAGAGAGCACAGAAGAGGGCUCUUCUCUCACCCCCACCUCCAAUCAGCCGUCUGUGGACAGCUCUGACCGAGUCUCUGUAGCAAGCCAGUCAGACUCAGGUCAUCCACAGGACUACCUCUUCCUGUCUCAGUGUCAGACAGGGAGUGUGAGCACCAGUAGACGGGACAGUUUCUCCACUUCUGACAUCUCUCUGGAGCAGAGGUUAUCAGACGAAGCCACCAAGGACAUCCUCAUCGAGUCGUCCUUUUCCUCCAUCUCUCACACCAUUCCCAGUCCGUCUCUUUUCCCACAAGGAACAAUGACCCAUCCUCCCUUCAGCGCUCCCUGCACCUUCCCAGGCUUACCGUCCUCUUCCUCUUCUCCACUGCUUCGCUGCACUACCAGCGUCUUCCAGUUUGACAAACCUUACACACCUGCUGCGUUUGAGUCCAGUGGGGAUUUGCAAACUCCACCUCCUCUCCCACCCAAACCCAAUCACCUGCUCGAGCUGCUGAACGAUGGCAGAGUUCAAAGGUCGGUGACACCGACUGUGCAGAGCUUCCCAGUCAGUGCCCCGUUUUGUUCCAGAAGAACCUCGCUGUCCUGUCUGGACCACUUCAGGACAAGUAACACUGACAGCAGAUUUAUGAGGACCAGGAGACAAAGUAUUAAUUUGCCUUGUUCAAACACCAGACAAGUUCAAAGCUACCAGGAUGAGUCGUACGUCCCCAUGGCGUCUCCUUCCCCCUCUCUAACAUCUGUCGAAUGUGAUAGUUACAUCCCCAUGAGCCCCUUGACUGCCAGCUUCCUCGGUACCAACAGCUGUGCUGAGUCUUCCUCGUCUCUCAGCCCACUGGUGUGCCAACCUGAAGAUCUCACUCCACCUCCCAUCCACCGGCACCUGAAGCCUCGGUUACGGAGAGCUCGACCUCCACCACUGGACCUGAGGGGCCUUUCGACGAUCACCGAAUGUCCCACUCAUCUUCCUUUAAGCAGAGCGAUUAUUGAAUCAUGCCUCGCAGUGAACCUCUCACCUCUUGACAGACGACUCGAGAAUGGGGACAGUUCAAGAGAUGAAGCUAUAAACUGUUCUGCUUCGGAACGGAGGCCGCUGUCCUGUCUCAUCUUCGAUGGUCCAGCUCAACCCAGGACCAAAAGCUCAAACCUGGAUUAUUUGUCUCUGGAUUUCAACUCUGCAUCCCCCUCCCCAGUGCAGAAGAAGCCAUUUCUGUCUGAUGAGUACAAAGUGGACUAUGUGCAGGUGGAUGAGAAAAAGACUCAGGCCCUUCAAAACACCAAAAUGGAGUGGACAGAUGUUCGGCAGUCAAAAGCAUAAAUAAAUGCCAUGGGACUGACGCACGAUCAUGAACCUUUGGUUUCAAGAAGGUCGGUGAUGAGCACAAGCACCACGACGAUCAGAAACCACAAAGAGCACUUUGAAAGAAAACACUGAAAUCAAAGGACAACGGAGCAAUCGGGCGCUGAUUUAGGUUGAGAAAACAAGAUGUUGCACUGGUAACUGCACGAACCUUCUGCAGAACUGAGUUGUAAAUAUUAUCUGAUUAUGCCACAAUCACUGUGAUUUUCCUGUUCACUGUAGCCUAAGGUCUAAUCAGUUUUUAAAAAGAAAGCAAAAUGUGUAUAUGUAUGGAAAUGUAAUAUAAAAACUCUAAUUCUGA